GUGGGUAGAAAUAGAAUGAAAGAUAGAGAGAGAGGAGAAAGAAGAAAUGUCAAGAAUGGCAAUGCGUGUGUCUCCUUCAGCUUCAAGUGCACUCUCUCUCCUAAACUGCAAGCAACCACCUCCAGUUUCAUGCAUCCGUGUACCUUGUCUCUCUCGCUCCUCGCCGCCAUCGCUCUCCUACACCUUCAAUCCUCUUAGAAGGUCCUUCAUCGGUCACGGCGGAAGCAGAAGCCCAGGGUUUCGUGUCCAUUGCUACGCUCCUGCUCCUCUCACUCCUCCCAAUCUGCAAUGGAUCUCUACCAUUUCCUCAGUGGUUUUGAUACUGGCGAGAGGCACCGCGGUGCCGAAAUCGUAUAUUGUUCCGUUGUUUGCUCUGCAAGCACCUGCAGGUGUCGUUUCCUGGAUCAAAGGUAGAUAUGGUGUGUGGACAGCAUUCUUGGCACUUCUGAUUCGUCUAUUCUUCUAUAUUCCUGGUGAACUUGAGUUGCCAUUUCUGGCAUUGCUCUUGCUGAUGGUAGCUCCCUACGAGGCUAUGAAAUUAAGGUAUACAAAAGAAGGUGCUGUGAUUUCAUUAUUAAUCUCGGUGUAUCUGGCUUUCCAGCAUUUCUCAAGAACAAGCUUACAACAAUCAUUUGACCAAGGUUCAAUUGUUGCCACCUUAGCUGUCAUUUGUAUCACUGUUGUAUCUUUGUUGCUUCUAAUCUGAGUUGGCUUUGAAAUGAUGUACACAGUACACUAAUUGUAAAUAAGAAUAAUAGUUGUUGGAGUGAUGAUAUUAAAAAGUUAUGGGUUAUGUUGGAUACUCAGUCUUGUACUUUUCACUUGUUAAUUCAAAUAAUGAAGUUGGAAUCAGUAUUUGGUA
Glycine soja is the source of this 862-nucleotide messenger RNA. RefSeq names its product cold-regulated 413 inner membrane protein 2, chloroplastic-like. The record is from RefSeq and is a predicted model, not a curated record. The transcript is spliced from 6 exons. Lineage: Eukaryota; Viridiplantae; Streptophyta; Magnoliopsida; Fabales; Fabaceae. Gene Ontology annotation, cellular component: membrane. The coding region runs from base 47 to 706 and encodes 219 amino acids.